AAUAGUGUGGUCGACAACACGUUGUUUUGGUUUCAUUUAAAGUUUAAAUCGAAAUCAAGUGUUAAUCGAAAUGACGAAAGGAUUUCACAAGAAGUCAAGUAAACGCGUUUCAGCCAAACGGCGGUAUAAUAUCGAGAAGAAAGUGAGACAACACAACAAGAAACUCAAGAGAGAGCUCAAGAAGAAGUCCAACACUCAUAAAGCGAAAGAUCCCGGAAUUCCCAACUCUUUGCCAUUCAAAGAGCAGAUCAUUAAAGAAGCGCAAGAAGACAAACGACGAGAUGAAGAGCGCAAACAAUUGGUCAGAGAUUUACAAAAAGACAAACGCAAACAACAACGAGACCAACAGUUGCUGAAGAAGAGAGGUCUCCAAGAGUUGACCUCUGAUGCAGAGCUUAGAGGCGAGCAGUUUGAGGCCAAAGAGCGCGCUGUCGACCAAUUAGUGGCCAACAGUUCCGAAAAGAGUUCGAAUUUGAAGUCUCAUUACAAAGAGUUCCAUAAAGUGAUCGAAGCGUCAGACGUUGUGAUCCAAGUGUUGGACUCUCGCGACCCGAUUGGCAGUCGUUGUCCUCAAGUGGAAGAAGAGGUGAUCAAAAGCGGUGCAAACAAACGGCUCAUUCUUUUGUUGAAUAAAGUGGAUUUGAUUCCAAGAGAAAACCUUAAGAAAUGGCUGCGAUAUCUUCGCAACGAAUGGCCGACCGUUGCGUUCAAGGCGUGCACUCAGAAGCAAAAGUCCAAUUUGAGCCGAAGUAAAGUGAAUGUCUUGCUCUCAAACGACGAGUUGUUGUCUUCGAAUGAAGAGCGCAAACAAUUGGUCAGAGAUUUACAAAAAGACAAACGCAAACAACAACGAGACCAACAGUUGCUGAAGAAGAGAGGUCUCCAAGAGUUGACCUCUGAUGCAGAGCUUAGAGGCGAACAGUUUGAGACCAAAGAGCGCGCUGUCGACCAAUUAGUGGCCAACAGUUCCGAAAAGAGUUCGAAUUUGAGGUCUCAUUACAAAGAGUUCCGUAAAGUGAUCGAAGCGUCAGAUGUUGUGAUCCAAGUGUUGGACUCUCGCGACCCGAUUGGCAGUCGUUGUCCUCAAGUGGAGGAAGAGGUGAUCAAAAGCGGUGCAAACAAACGGCUCAUUCUUCUGUUGAAUAAAGUGGAUUUGAUUCCAAGAGAGAACCUUAAGAAAUGGUUGCGAUAUCUUCGCAACGAAUGGCCGACCGUUGCGUUCAAGGCGUGCACUCAGAAGCAAAAGUCCAAUUUGAGCCGAAGUAAAGUGAAUGUCUUGCUCUCAAACGACGAGUUGUUGUCUUCGAGUGUGUGUUUGGGAGCAGAUAUUCUCAUGAAGUUAUUGAGUAAUUAUUGUCGCAAUAAAGACAUUAAGACUUCAAUCACUGUCGGAAUCGUUGGCUUUCCAAAUGUGGGCAAAUCGAGUGUCAUUAACAGUUUGAAACGAUGUCACGCCUGCAGUGUUGGACCGAUUCCAGGACUCACCAAAUCAAUGCAAUUGGUUUCCCUCGACAAACGCAUCAAACUGUUGGACAGUCCGGGAAUCAUAUUCGCCCAAAACACUCACUCCGAGUCCAACACUGCAUCGCUUAUGGCUCUGAGAAAUGCCGUCAAAAUAGACUCGUUGUCGGACCCGACGGCUGCGGUCGACGCGCUUCUAAAUCGCGUCAAUCGCCAGGACUUGACUCUAUUCUAUCGAAUGCCGGCUUUCAGAGACGUGACCGAAUUUUUGGCGCUUUUGGCCAAACGUUUUGGGAAACUGAAGAAAGGAGGCAUUCUUGACGUCGAGAACGCCGCUAAGAAAGUGCUCAACGACUGGAAUGUCGGCAAAAUCAAGUAUUUUACAGUUCCUCCCGAAACACAAACACUUCCUUUCCAUAUCAGCGCUCAAAUUGUUCAACAAAUGAGUCAAGAAUUUGAUUUGAAUGAACGUAUAUUCGAUGAAGAGAUGAACGAAAUCAAUAAAACGAUUCCCAAAAACUUGGAAGAAAACGAAGCGCUGGUUAUGAACUCUUUUGGCUUCACUUGCGCUCAAAUGAACGCAAAUGAUGGCAGCAAUGAAGACGCGGAAGAAAUGGAAGAAUCUGGCAAUGAUUGUGAUUCUGUCACUUUGGGUCAGACAAGCAUUUUGCUCAGCGCUCCCAAAGGCGACAAAGUGUGCGAAGACUCGGAAAUGAAAGAAUUGGAUGUUUUGAAAGGAAUGCAAUUAAAUAAAGCCAAAAAAGUUAUGUUUAAGAAAAUG
Medioppia subpectinata is the source of this 2242-nucleotide messenger RNA. The record is from the annotation of a GenBank genome assembly. NCBI's taxonomy places the organism in Eukaryota, Metazoa, Arthropoda, Arachnida, Sarcoptiformes, Oppiidae.